GUCGAUCAAGAAUCAAUCAAGAUCAACCAAAUCUUCCAGUUUAGAGCGAGAAACCCCAAAAAAAAAAAAAAAAAUCAAGAGUGAGAAAGAAAUAAAGAAAAAAAACAAUGUACAGACUGAGCAACACAGUGAUAGGGUUUCUGAACCUGUUCACCCUCCUGGCUUCGAUUCCGAUCAUCGGCGCCGGACUUUGGAUGGCGCGGAGCUCCACCACCUGCGAGAGCUUCCUCCAGACGCCGCUGCUGGUGGUGGGAUUCGUGAUCCUCAUAAUUUCUCUGGCGGGGUUCAUCGGAGCUUGCUUCCACGUCGGCUGCGCGCUCUGGGUCUACCUGGCGGUGAUGCUGCUGCUCAUCGGAGCUCUGAUCGGAUUCACGGUCUUCGGAUUCGUCGUCACGGCGGCCGGCGGAGGGACGCCGGUGGCCGGCCGGAUGUACAGGGAGUACCACCUGGAGGCGUAUUCCGGCUGGCUUAGGAAGAGGGUCCAGGACCCGCGAUAUUGGGGGACUAUUAGGAGUUGCAUUCUGGGGUCCCGGACCUGCGCUAAGAUUGUUCUCUGGACGCCCUUUGAUUAUUUGACUAAGGAUAUGACUCCUAUUCAGUCGGGGUGUUGCAAGCCGCCUACGUCGUGCAACUAUGGGACAACGGCGAUGCAAGAGAAGGAUUGCUACCAUUGGAACAACGCCGAGACGGUGCUGUGCUAUGAUUGCGAGUCGUGCAAGGCUGGUGUCCUCGAAAAUAUUCGUCGUGAUUGGCACAAACUCUCCGUGCUAAAUAUUAUCAUGGUCAUCAUCCUCAUUGGAAUCUACUCUAUCGGGUGUUGCGCCUUCCAAAACACCCGGAGGGCCGAGUCUGACUAUCCCUAUGGCCGCAACCGCAUCUCCAAAGUUCGACCACGUUGGGAUUAUCGAUGGGUUUGAUUUUUGGGAGAAAACUUGGCCCACUCAAGUGAAUUUAGACAAUAUCAAGAUCUUCAUCAAAGUUGGAACCAAGCCAAAGUUUGUCGGGAAUAAUUGCCGGAGAACUCACUUGACUAUCUCUCGCUCGAUGAGGAACUAGCUAGACAAUUGGGUUUUGCUCGCUAGGGAGUUUGAUAGUGAGAAAAUUUUGUCACCAAGAUCAAGAAUCUUCACCUAAAAUAUAAUUCGAAUGAAUAUUCACCCCCGAAGAAUAGACAAACUAAAUCCCCUUUAGAAUACAUUAUAGAUAAGAAAAACCCCAAUGUAUCAUAAUUUACUUACUUGCAUUAUAGUAGUUAUUAACAAAAAUAGCUUGCUCUUGUAUUCUCUUUGAAGUGAUUUAUAUAUGUCCAUCAAACUUCAUUUCAUUAGAUGUUGAAUCAAACAUUUUUAAUUAAUCGUUAGUUAUAAAAGACUUUAAUAUCACUUGUUAAAAAAUUAAAAGACUUAAGUGUAACAAUUUUGAAUUACUAUAGAAUUCAAACAAUAUAGAGAUCCUCGUAAAAAUUGAAAGUAAGAAUUUGAUUGGAAUCAUUAUUUGAGGACUCUCUUGGCUAACUCUCAUUCGAUGAGGACCUAGCAAAACUUAGGUUUUGCUGGCUAUAGAGUUUGAUAGUGAAAACAUAUUAGUUACGAAGUUUAUAAAUUUCUACUUUAAGAAUAAUUUUAAUAUUCACCUUAACAAAUAGUGAAACAAUUCCUAGUCGCGAAGUUUAUAAAUUUCUAUUUGCUUGCAUUCUAGUAAUUAUUGUCACGAAUCUAUCUAUCUAUUUACAUAUCUAUAUAGAGAAUCGAUCUAGUAGAGUAUGUACCAUGGUAUGCAAGAAUUUGUUAUUAGUUUUCAAGUACUUUCUUGUUACACCUCGACCUGCUAUCUCUUCUUUCAUCGAGCCGGAUAUUUUUGUUAGAAUUAUAGACUCAACCUACAAGUUAACACAAUUUCUUUUAGUUGUGUGUUUUAUAUUUUUUCAUUAGAAUUUCAUGCAUCGUAUUAUAAUUUAUCUAUACUAAGGGGAGUGGCAUAUGUGGAUUUUAGAAUGCAUUUCUAAGUGUCACAUUAUUAAUUAUAACCAUUAGAGCAAUGAUGUAUGAGAUAUAAAAUUAUUUUUAAACAUAAUUAACUUAAAAAAUUAAGAUAAUAGAGAUAUUAUUUAGAAUCAAUUUUGGAUUUUAUUAUUAUUAUUUUUUCGUUUUAAGUCUGAAUUGAAUUUGAAGGUUUUAAUUUUUUUGUU
Molecule: messenger RNA, 2188 nt
Organism: Andrographis paniculata
Lineage: Eukaryota; Viridiplantae; Streptophyta; Magnoliopsida; Lamiales; Acanthaceae
Product: tetraspanin-6
Exons: 3
Coding region: 108-917 (269 amino acids)
Biological process (GO): auxin-activated signaling pathway
Cellular component (GO): plasma membrane; plasmodesma
Source: RefSeq, a predicted model, not a curated record